Molecule: messenger RNA, 567 nt
Organism: Miscanthus lutarioriparius
Lineage: Eukaryota; Viridiplantae; Streptophyta; Magnoliopsida; Poales; Poaceae
Source: the annotation of a GenBank genome assembly
AUGGUGAAGAAACUCAGAUGGGGUUGCUCCUAUUCGUGCGUUACUGUUGGGUUCGGACAGAUAUGGCGCCUCUCAAAUGGUCUUCUGGAUGCAGAAUGGAGCAUUACACAACUGAUAGCUCAUCUUCCAGUGGCUGUUUUUACUGUUUUAGAGCUGGAUCUCGAAAUAGAGGGGCAUGCUUUUGGACCAAUGAUGUUAUGUCUGCUUCGGACUCAACCAAUUAUGCAAAGACUUAAGGUGGUCCUAAAACGUGACAAGGUACGAGUGCCGUGCCCAGUAAAUUGUCCUUGUGAACAUCCUAUCAACUGGAGAAGUGAAGAUGUCUCUUUGUCUAAUCUUGAAGUCGUUGAAAUUCAUGGCCUGCAAGGUGAAGAUGAUGAAGUUGAUUUCCUAAAAGGCAUACUCCGAUGUGUAACAGUGCUUCGGAGAUUGACAAUGACUAUUUCUGAUGACAUCUCACCAAGUAACAAUGGCUACGAGAAGAUCUGCAGCAUUAUGAAGGAGUAUCCUGAUGUGGAAUGCCAUAUUAUGGCAUCCGUUUCUGAGGGGUUCUUUAUCCAUGAAUAG